Scheffersomyces amazonensis is the source of this 1185-nucleotide messenger RNA. RefSeq names its product fructose 1,6-bisphosphate 1-phosphatase (gene FBP1). The record is from RefSeq and is a predicted model, not a curated record. Bases 255 to 1007 code for a protein of 250 amino acids. Gene Ontology annotation, molecular function: fructose 1,6-bisphosphate 1-phosphatase activity. The transcript has a single exon. Lineage: Eukaryota; Fungi; Ascomycota; Pichiomycetes; Serinales; Debaryomycetaceae. Gene Ontology annotation, cellular component: cytosol; cytoplasm. Gene Ontology annotation, biological process: fructose metabolic process; gluconeogenesis; sucrose biosynthetic process.
AACAGAUGAACAUCGAAACUGAUAUUAUCACUUUGACUAGAUUCAUUUUACAAGAACAACAAAAGUAUGCUCCUGGAGCUACUGGUGAAUUAUCCUUGUUAUUAAACUCUUUACAAUUUGCAUUCAAAUUUAUAGCCCAUAAUAUUAGAAGAGCUGAAUUAGUUAAUCUUAUUGGUAUUUCUGGUACUGCUAAUUCUACGGGGGAUGUUCAAAAGAAAUUGGACGUUAUUGGUGAUGAAAUUUUUAUAAAUGCUAUGAAAUCUUCUAAUAAUGUCAAGGUUUUGGUUAGUGAAGAACAAGAAGAUUUAAUUAUUUUUGAAGGUGGUGGUCGUUAUGCUGUUUGUACUGAUCCGAUUGAUGGCUCUUCAAAUAUUGAUGCCGGGGUCUCAGUCGGUACAAUUUUCGGUAUUUACAGAUUAAAGGAUGACUCAAAAGGUUCAAUCAAUGAUGUGUUAAGAAAAGGUACUGAAAUGGUUGCUGCUGGUUAUACUAUGUAUGGUGCGUCUGCUCAUUUGAUGUUGACUACCGGUUAUGGUGUUAACGGUUUUACUUUAGAUACUCAAUUGGGUGAAUUUAUUUUAACUCAACCAAAUUUAAGAAUUCCAAACAAGAGAGCUAUUUAUUCUGUCAAUGAAGGUAAUUCUUAUUACUGGCCAGAAUAUGUCAAGAAGUAUAUUACCGAUUUAAAGUCUCCUCAAGAUGACUUGAAAGGUAAGCCAUAUAGUGCUAGAUAUGUUGGAUCUAUGGUAGCUGAUAUCCAUAGAACCUUAUUAUAUGGUGGAAUUUUUGCUUAUCCUGCUGAUACUAAAUCCAAAAAUGGUAAAUUAAGAAUUUUAUAUGAAUGUUUCCCAAUGGCUUUAUUAAUGGAACAAGCUGGUGGUUCUGCUAUUAAUGAUAAAGGUGAAAGAAUUUUAGAUAUUUUACCAAAGGGAAUUCAUGAUAAAAGCGGUAUUUGGUUAGGUUCCAAAGGUGAGGUUGAGAAAUUCAUCUCAUAUAUUGAAAAGUAAUUCAUAUAAAUAUAUAGAACUAAUCAUAUAGCGUUCAUUUUUUCCCCCGUAUAAUUGUUGCAAAAUUUAACGACUUUUAGCAUAUGUAUGAUAUUGGGGUUAAUAGAGUCCUUUUAAGAAAUAGAGCUUUCUUAAAGAGUUUUCUAUCCCUCUACUUAAAAUAUACAUAGUAAUCUCA